AUGUUAAAUCAGCCAGAGAUGCUUGAAAAGGCAACAAAAGAAAUCGAUAGAGUUGUUGGCAACAACACCACACUCCUCCAAGAAUCUCACAUCCCUAAGCUCCAUUACCUAAUUGCAUGUGUAAGAGAAGCUCUUCGCCUCCACCCAGUUGCACCCUUCAAUGUCCCACAUGUCUCUACUUCAGACUGCACUGUAGCUGGCUACUUCAUUCCCAAGGGCAGCAACGUCCUCCUCAGCCGCUUGGGCCUCGGCCACAACCCUACUGUAUGGGAUCAACCCUUGCGCUUCAAUCCAGAUCGCCAUCUUCAUGAGAAGAGAUGUGACUUGUCAGAGACGGAUCUUCGAUUUAUUAGCUUUACCACAGGGAGGAGAGGGUGCAUUGGAGGGGAGCUGGGAACGAACAUGACAGUCAUGCUUUUGGGAAGACUAUUGCAAGGUUUUAAAUGGACGAUUCCUGAAGGAAUGGAGAGCAUAGAUUUGAGUACUGAAGAAAGCUCGAUGUUUAAGGCUAAACCAUUGUAUGCCCAUGCAGGACCUCGCUUGAAUCCUUCUCUCUAUUUGUCAUUAUCAUCAACAUUAUUGGAUUAG
Cannabis sativa is the source of this 588-nucleotide messenger RNA. RefSeq names its product tyrosine N-monooxygenase. The coding region runs from base 1 to 588 and encodes 195 amino acids. Gene Ontology annotation, molecular function: monooxygenase activity; iron ion binding; oxidoreductase activity, acting on paired donors, with incorporation or reduction of molecular oxygen. Lineage: Eukaryota; Viridiplantae; Streptophyta; Magnoliopsida; Rosales; Cannabaceae. The transcript has a single exon. The record is from RefSeq and is a predicted model, not a curated record.